AUGUGGUGUAGAGGAGCAGGGCGGCUCGACCGAGAUGUGGCUUUGGUCUACUCGUGCGAAGGGUCACCAUCCAGGACCAUGACAUUCGGCGACUUGCGUCGUCAAGUGGCUGUAAUGAUGCAGUUUUUCCGACGGAUAGGUCUACAGAAGGGGGAUCGGGUCGCGGCGGUGGUUUGCAAUACACCUGAGACGGUUGUAACGAUGCUCGCUGUUACUGGAUUAGGAGAGGACCUCUGCCGGCGGAUGGCAAGCGUCAAGACUCUCCUUACACUUCCCCUGGAUGGCGCAAUGGAAAUAACUUUUCACGAGGACAUCGUAUCCCGAGUCCCUGAUGUUUUUCAGGCGAGGUAUUCCGAUAUCAUGAACACCGGCACGACGGAUCUGGACGUUCGGCCGGGAGACGCCAUGCUCUACUACUCUACAGCGUCGUGGAUGAUGUGGAACUGGCUUGUCGCGGGUCUCGCUUCUGGCGCCACCCUCCUUUUGUACGAAGGCCAUGCAAUGCAUCCGGAUCCCCUAGUCUUAUGGAGGUUUUUCGACGAACACGGUGGCACUCUUUUCGGGACGAGUGCAAAGUACCUCCAGGACUUGGAAAAAAUGGAAAUCGUCCCCAAAUCUACCUUUUCGUUGAGCCGUCUGCGCACGCUAUGUUCAACGGGGUCGCCGUUAUACCCACACUCGUUUCGCUACGCUGCAGAGUGCAUAAAGAGAGACCUCCACCUCGUGUCUAUGUCUGGCGGCUCUGACAUAUGUUCCUGCUUCCUAACUGGAAAUCCAACCGGUGAAGUCCGGGAAGGACUUCUUCAGGUCGAAGGCCUCGGCAUGGACGUCGCUGUGGUCAAUCCGUUUGGAGAGAGCACCGUUGGCCGGACAGGCGAGCUAGCGUGUCUUCAACCUUUCGUCAGCCAGCCUAUACAACUCUGGGACGACGAAAACCGCGCAAAAUACAUCCAAACGUACUUCGACAAAGCGAAGGGAGGAAUGUGGGUACAAGGCGACCAUUGCCUUUCAUUUGGAUCCCCAAUAAAAGGGUUCGUGAUACUUGGACGGAGCGAUGCGACAUUAAACCCGAGCGGUGUCAGAGUCAGCAGCUCGGAAAUUUACCAAGUGGUCCUGGGACACCGAGGCGUUAGGGAGUGCAUUGCCGUUGGGCGGAUUCACAAUGAUGCCGAGCACAUCGUCCUUUUCAUUGUUCUCGCAGGUACACACCGGUACACGGCCUCGUUCGUCGCAGAGCUGAAGAAGAUGAUCAGAGAGACCCUGACAUCUUUCCAUGUACCAAAACACAUUUUUAUGGUUGGCGAAAUCCCCAAGACGAAAAACGGGAAGCUAAUGGAGAAGGAACUCAAGAAUUUCGUAAACGGCCUGCCUGCAACAAAUCUUGCAAGCGCACAAAACCCAGAUGUAUUCAGAGAGUACGAACGCUUCGUUCACAAACCUCGACUCCAUCCACGUACUCCUUCCCCCCAUGCGUGGAGGUCAGAAUAUGAAGAGGAGCAUGGCUUCCCUCCUCCUACAGAUAGUAUGGAUUACUAA
Molecule: messenger RNA, 1536 nt
Organism: Neospora caninum
Lineage: Eukaryota; Apicomplexa; Conoidasida; Eucoccidiorida; Sarcocystidae
Product: putative acetoacetyl-CoA synthetase
Exons: 12
Coding region: 1-1536 (511 amino acids)
Cellular component (GO): cytosol
Molecular function (GO): acetoacetate-CoA ligase activity
Source: RefSeq, a predicted model, not a curated record